AUGGGAACUGUCGAGAAGUCAUCAAACAACGAUGCAUCGGUUACCGACGACAUCAGAGGAGCCGAGUAUUAUCACGGUAUGGUGCCACGUCAAGAUGCGGAAGGGUUCUUAAAGCGAGAAGGAGACUUCUUGGUUCGAAAGACAGAGCAGACGCCAGGAAAAGUUGUGUUGGCUCUCUCGGUGCGGGUGAAUGAUGAAUUGUGUCGUCAUUUUAUGCUCAAUAUGGAUCCAGCAACGAACAAGUUCUAUUUUGAGUUCACUCAUCAGGAGAGUACUAUCCCGGAUCUCAUAAAUUGGCAUAUGACCACCAAGACUCCUAUAUCCGCUGCCUCGGGUGCUAAGAUCCGUCGUCCGAUGGAACGUUCUCCUUGGCUUAUCAACCACGACAGUAUCGUUGCGAACAAGAAAUUGGGAGAAGGUGCGUUUGGUGACGUCUUCAUUGCGGAGCUGGAUCAAGGAGGUAAACAAGAAGUGGCUGUGAAGACAAUGCGUGCAGAAGCUACACGGGAGGCACGUCUUCGUUUCAUGAAAGAAGCCCGUCUGAUGAGAAAAUACCAACAUAAACAUGUCGUCAAAUUGAUUGGAGUGGCAAUUCAUGAGCAUCCUCUGAUGAUUGUCAUGGAAUACUGUCCAAAUGGUUCACUUUUGAGUCAUUUGAAGAAAAACAAGGUGUCAGCGGCGGAUAAAUUGAGAUUCACCACGGAGGCUGCAGAUGGAAUUGCAUAUCUGGAAAGAUCGAAAUGCAUUCAUCGAGAUAUUGCAGCCAGAAAUUGUCUCUUGUCUGCCAAAAAUGAGCUCAAAAUCUCCGACUUUGGAAUGUCUGAUAACAAGGAUGAAAUCAAAGACGAGGCUCUCGAAAAAGUGCCUGUCAAAUGGUUGGCACCAGAAACUCUUCAAGAGAAGGUGUUCACUCACAAAACGGACAUCUGGACAUUUGGAGUUCUCGUUUGGGAGAUUUAUGCUGAUGGAGCUGAACCGUAUCCAGGAUUGACGAAAAUUCAAACUCGCGCCAAAUUAGUGGUCAGUGACUACAGGAUGAAGAUGCCUGAUGGAACACCCGCAACAGUUUCCGAGAUUGUCACGGGCACUUGUUGGCAGAAGAAUCCGGAGAAAAGGUCUACGAUGGAUGCUAUUCAUAAGAAGUUGAGAGAGUUUUAUGAGAAGAAAUAG
Messenger RNA from Caenorhabditis briggsae, 1170 nucleotides. RefSeq names its product Protein CBR-FRK-1 (gene Cbr-frk-1). The transcript has 3 exons. The record is from RefSeq and is a predicted model, not a curated record. The coding region runs from base 1 to 1170 and encodes 389 amino acids. Gene Ontology annotation, molecular function: ATP binding; protein tyrosine kinase activity. NCBI's taxonomy places the organism in Eukaryota, Metazoa, Nematoda, Chromadorea, Rhabditida, Rhabditidae. Gene Ontology annotation, biological process: protein phosphorylation.